CCCCCCCCCCCCAUUACACACUCCUUGAUCUUCCCCUUAAUGGAUUCCCGGGACGCCCCGCCGCAGCAGCAGCCUCCGCCUCAGCAACCCAACAUGAUGGUGGGCCCCAAUUCCUACCCUUCCCCCAUGGCCAACCCCAACAACAACAACAACGCCACCGCCACCGCCAACAGCAACAACAACUCCUCGGCCGCGAUGUUGGGCGGCGGCGGGCCGAAUUCGGGUCGGUUCCAGUUCAACACGGUGGCCCAGCAGCCCGCAUCGAAGCCGCAGCCGCUCGAUUCCAUGAGCCCGAGCCCGUUCGACGGAUCGUUGAGGCCGUGCGGCGGCGGGUUUAGCAUCGACUCUUCUACGGCCUCGGCGGGGAAGAAGAAGCGGGGCAGGCCCAGAAAGUACUCCCCUGAUGGCAACAUUGCAUUGGGAUUGGCGCCAACUCAGAUUCCUGCCUCGGCUCCCGUUGCGGCCGCCGCCGGCCCCCACGGAGAAUCGAGCGGCACCAUGUCGUCGGAUCCCCCUGCCAAGAAGAACAGGGGGCGCCCGCCGGGCUCCGGAAAGAAGCAGCUCGACGCUUUGGGAGCUGGUGGAGUUGGGUUCACGCCUCAUGUCAUUAUGGUGCAAGCCGGCGAGGAUAUAGCAUCAAAGGUUAUGUCCUUUUCACAGCAAGGACCACGCACAGUUUGUAUCCUUUCUGCAAAUGGUCCAAUUGGCAAUGUUACCCUUCGCCAGCCAUCAAUGUCUGGUGGUACAGUCACAUAUGAGGGUCGAUUUGAGAUUAUUUCUCUGUCAGGCUCCUACUUGUUCUCUGAAAAUAAUGGUAACCGCAGCAGAACUGGUGGUUUGAGUGUGUCCCUGGCAGGGUCUGAUGGUUCAGUGCUGGGCGGUGGAGUUGCGGGCAUGCUAUUGGCAGCAGGCCCCGUACAGGUGAUUGUGGGUAGUUUUAUUGCGGAAGGGAAAAAAUCUAGCUCCAAUUUGCUAAAAUCUGGGCCUUCUUCUCCACCACCAUCUCAAAUGUUGAACUUUGGUGCACCUAUGACAGCAGCUAGCCCUUCCUCUCAAGGAGGAGGCUCAACUGAGUCGUCUGAUGAGAAUGGUAGUAGCCCUCUUAACAAGGCGCCACCUGUGCUUUACAGUAACCCUAGUCAACCCAUGCAUAAUAUCACGAUGUACCAACAAUUAUGGGCCGGGCAAACUCAACAGUGAAGAUCAUGCUUCUCAGUUACAUUAGUACAGCGCAUUGGAGUAUUUGACUUCAUUAUUCUUCUUAGUGGAUAUAGGGGUCAGAAUCCAAAUGCUAACAUGCAUUGCCCAAAAUAACUCAGAGGGGCGUUUAUGCUAGUUCUAGAUUGGUUUUUUCUUUAUUUCGUUUAAGGUAGUUAACAUUUUUUCUUCCCUCCAUAUGAUGAUUAAAACAUGGCUAUGUUGAUAGCUGAUAAUAUGCCACCUGUUAGGUUCUCAUGAGUUAAAAUUGCUUCUUUGUUA
Molecule: messenger RNA, 1479 nt
Organism: Rosa rugosa (rugosa rose)
Lineage: Eukaryota; Viridiplantae; Streptophyta; Magnoliopsida; Rosales; Rosaceae
Product: AT-hook motif nuclear-localized protein 13
Exons: 5
Coding region: 40-1200 (386 amino acids)
Molecular function (GO): minor groove of adenine-thymine-rich DNA binding
Source: RefSeq, a predicted model, not a curated record